This is a messenger RNA of Phaethon lepturus (White-tailed tropicbird), 509 nucleotides long. Its product is annotated as NHS-like protein 1. The transcript is spliced from 3 exons. Gene Ontology annotation, biological process: cell differentiation. The annotation marks the transcript as partial. The record is from RefSeq and is a predicted model, not a curated record. NCBI's taxonomy places the organism in Eukaryota, Metazoa, Chordata, Aves, Phaethontiformes, Phaethontidae.
CUGUUUCCAACCUAGACGAAGAGAGUAGAUGGACCGUGCACUACGCUGCUCCCUGGCACCAGCAGGAAAAUGUGUUCCUGCCCUCCUCAAGACCACCUUGUGUGGAGGACCUGCACCGACAAGCCAAGCUGAACCUCAAGUCAGUACUGAGAGAGUGUGACAAGCUGCGGCGGGAUGGCUACCGGAGCUCACAGUAUUACUCUCAGGGCCCCACCUUCUCCUCGUCCUCCAGUGCAAUCUGUGGAAGUUACCAGGAUGAUUAUGAAGAAAUUGAACAAAAGUGUCCUGUCUCUUCCCCAGAAGAAGAAAAGCUUAUUACCAUCAAAAGGCCUAAAACUCCAGUUUCAAAUGAGUUCUCAGAUAUCAACACCCAAACCAACUGGACUAAGUCGCUCCCACUGCCAACACCAGAAGAGAAAAUGCGACAACAAGCACAGGCAGUCCAAACAGAUGUGGUUCCUAUUAAUGUGACUGGUAGGCUUUUAAUUUCAGUUAUUACAUUCCACUAA